AUGACCCGGCUCUCCUUUAACCUUGACCCCGCGCGCCCGCUGUUUCAGUUAGUCGAGAAGCAAGGACGACCUGGAGCGGCCGGCAGGGCUCUGCUUGAGGCGGGGGAAUUCCUGCCCUCCCUGAUCCCACCUGAGAGCUGUGCCGCCCUGCUCUUUGAUGUGAGUACAGGUGGAGCGAGCUUCUCUCACCUGCAGCUUGACUCGCUCUCUCUUCACUGGAUCGAGCGUCACGCGGACCAAAGCUGCCAGAGGUCCGUUUCCUGCAUUGUGAACAAGGAGGAUUUUGGACCAACAGCCCACCAAGGUAAGCUUGCAGCGAUGUUGACAUACCGGGCCCUGCUUGUCGUUGGGGCAUUACUCGCCUUCGCGGGCCAAAGUCACAGUUGGAGACCCUGCACAGACCUGCUGCCUCUUGACCUCCUGGCAAGAGUUUUGCCCCAACCAGGACAAGCCACAUCCACUCAGGUGCAGGUGGUACAGUCCCGGGGGUCCAGAGGUCUUCGCUUAGCUGGUGCUAUGACGACGUCGCUGAGUUUUCCUGCCUCUCAAAUCUUCACCAACUGUGACUUCUUCCCUGCUGAGUUCUCCUUGGUCACUACUUUCAAGAUGCCCAGGCUAAAAGAGAAGAGGAACGAGUAUAUCUUCUCUAUGGUGGGGGAGAAGGCAGACCCACUGUUGCUAGGGUUACGUGUUUCACAGAACUGCAUCCAUUUAUUGGUUAAUUAUCCUAGCACCGGGAGACGCAGUCGGAUAAGCUUCCACGAGGUGCGUUUGGACAACAACCGCUGGCACACAAUAGUGCUUGCCAUCACUGGACCACACGCGGCUCUGACCGUCGAUUGUGGACUGCCUCUGGAGCUUACACAGGCGCAUCCUUUCCCUGCCGCCUUAAGUACCAGAGGGUCCAGGGUCUUUAUUGGCAACCGAAGGAGGAGAACUGGACGCUUCUCUGGUUUGCUACGUCAGCUGGUUCUACUGCCGGGUUCAGAUGCCACUUCCAGGCUGUGUCCGAGCUCAGACCCCCACCUGGCCGAGCUUGUUGUCCCCCAAGUCCUUAUGUCGACACCCCUCAGGUCGGACUGGCCUGGUCCAGUUUACCCGUACGAGGCGGGGGCGACAGUGACGGCAGGGAGUCGUCCGCCAUGUUCCCGAGCAGAAGAAGGUCAGCUGUGGUUCAAUGUCCCGAGGAAAAGUGUCCUCAUGUGUGAUGGCGUUACCUGGAAAAGCUUUUUCGGUGGUUCUGAGCGUUUGGAUUACGUGGAGGAUUUCCAAGACUUGUUCACAUUCUCCGAAACCUUCGACGUGGAAGUCUUCUCCAUACCAUCUGCAGGCCUCUUCUUGGCUGCUGCCAACAGGGACUCUGGGCCCGGCUCGGGUAUCUACAGGUGGACCAACGGGUCUUUUGGGCUUUACCAGAACAUCAGCACUCAGGAGGCUCGGGCUUGGAAACAUUUCAGCAUCAACGGCCAGUCUUUCCUCGUGGUGGCCAACUCAAGGGAGGUGGAGCCGGAGCUGUCGGUGAUCUAUCGGUGGAAUGGGCGGCGGCGGCGUUUUGUGCGCCAUCAGACAUUGGAGACUCACGCCGCUGUGGACUGGGAGGCCUUUCACAUGCACAACCACAGCUUUCUGGUGGUAGCCAAUCACAGACGAGACUCCAAUCACAACAUCAACAGUGUCAUCUACAGGUGGAACCCGAAGUCCAAGCUCUUUGAGGUCAACCAGACCCUGUCCACGUCAGGAGCGUACGACUGGGAGUUCUUUACCAUCGGACCGUACCACUUCCUUGUGGUCGCCAACACUUUCAAUGGUCAGACCACCGCCAUCCUCUCCACCAUUUACGUCUGGCUGGACGGAUGUUUCCAGUCCUUCCAGAACAUCCCGACGCUGGGUGCCACAGACUGGGAGACAUUUGAGAUAGACGGCAGGUUCUUCCUAGCUGUUGCCAAUAGUCAGAAGGUGUCCGAGCGCAGCCCGAGUCUCUACAGCAUCAACUCCACCGUGUAUGAGCUCAGCACCAUCAGCUGGACCUUCAUUCGCUUCCAAGACAUCCUCACCCACAGCGCACUGGACUGGGAGUUCUUCACUGUGGGACAGGAGAAGUUCUUGGUAGUGGCCAACUCUCAUGAUGGCAGGUCAUACACUGUGAACAGCGUAGUCUACAGGUGGCAGGGCUAUGAGGGAUUUGUUCCUGUCCACAGCCUGCUCACGUUCGGCUGCAGGGAUUGGGAACACUUCAUUACAGACAGAGGCUCAUUCUUGGUCUACUCCAGUGCCACCUCCAGGCUCAGCAAGGUGUUCAAACUCAGGACUUACUGACUGCCUCCUGCUCUUGAGAACUCGUCCCAGACCAUCCAUCCGUCUUCGAUAGCUUAUCCUGUUCAGGGUUGCAGGUGGCCAUUCCUAGCGCACUGUUAUCCAAAGGUGGACUACGCCCUGGACUGGAUGCCAGUCAAAGAGGGAACACGUAGAGACAGACAACCAUUCACACCUUCAGUCACAGAGUCUGAGAAGGAACUGAUCCUACUACUCUAUCAGUGACAAUUUCCAGCUCUCACUCAAAACCAAUAUCAGCGCUAAACUAUCCCCCGUUAUCUCACGUUUGAACAUGCCUAAAACAUCAUAGCUAAUGCCUGGAUUAUUCCUCCUCGUAGUCACUGCGCUAUCCUCUCUGGCGUCGUCUUCAUCUUUUUACAUAUUUUUAUCAUGGUUGAGAGCGUGUCGUGGAAUUCUUCGCCGAAACCCUCUGUGUUCUGGAGAGUUUGGUGAGCAACCAUGACACUCGUCGCCUGUUUAGCUUGUUAGCUACCUUCGUCGUAAGCAAUUAGUAGUUAUUAAAUAUAAAUGGAGAAUGUUACUGGAGUGAGAACUAAUUGAUAUGUUACAACUGUCACUUUCGUUGCAAAUGACCCAAAAUCGAAGGAUAAGGCGUUUGCAAAGUUGAGCCGCUUGCCCUGUGAACGAGUCACACAGGAAUUAUUGUUCUAAAAGCCGACGGUUAUAUAUUUUUUUUAGGUGCUUGUCAAUCUACUCAGGAGGGUUUAGUAGGUGUGUAUCAGCACAAACCAGUUUAAGCUUAAAUUUAUGUUAUCGGUAAAUAGUAACAUUUUUCAGACCACAAACUGCGUUUUAGCUAUGCUAACAGCUCACUAGUAGCAGCAAUAACUAUUUAUAUCUCUAUAUAUAUUUUAGCUAGAAGGUAAGAUGUUAAUUUGUGUCUUUAUUAUGAAAGCUUUUUUUUGACACUGAAUUUUGUGAAAUUAAUUUUAUACAUUAAAUUUCAUUGAAAAAAAAUAAUUACUAGAAUGUGUGUGUUUAAAAAUUCAGUGUAUAAAACUUCCCGUUUUUUAAAAUUCAGUGUAAAAAAAAAAAUCAGGGUAAAACAAUUCAGUGAUGAAAAAUGUGCUCCUUUAAAACGCAAGAUCCACUUCCUGUAAAUUAAAACUGAAGCAAUCGGCCCUGUCUCAAAACCCGCCAAUGUCACGUGACAUCGGUUUUAAGAAGAGGCAGGUUUUGCAGUGCUACACGCCGUGAAGGUUGCUGUGCAUUAGUGAAAAGAAUCCCAAGACUCCGCAAAAAAAGAUGGUACAAACACUCACACAAUAAUGACUGAUACUAAAACUUUAUAACAGACCAUCUCAAAAACGGAUUGAACUUCAUUUUUUUCUGACUAAGAUACUCAGAAUGUACACAAAAAUACAGCAUGUGGGAUUUACAAUAUUAUCUAUGAACAAUAAAACACUAAAUAUUGAGAAUAUAUAAACGUUGCCCCUUUACUGCAGACCACCUCUUUGAGCGACAUCUUUUAUAAUUGAGCAAGAAAAACAAACACGGCGAAACAUAAACCCAAAAGGUCAAAUAAUACAUCCACAUACUCGAUAUAUCACUUUUCUGAAGAACUUUAUUGCAGACAUCUGUCCCUGUCAGGCUUGUGUCUGUGUAAACCAGCCCUGCCUACUCUGUCCCAUGCUUCGUUUGCAUGGAGAAUAGCUUCCUAUGGUUACCGUAGUAACCCGUAUGUCACUCAAAAGUGCAGAUUCUAACCACUGGAAUAAUUUAUAUAGUUUGAAAAUAUCCAACGGGCCAUGUUGAAAUGUUUAUGAUGUUGUAUUAUUCCCAAGUAGCCCAGGUAACUGCUUUUUUAAUGCUGUUUUGUAAGUCUUGUGUAGCGUGACCUCAAACCUGACACCUCAUUGGCUGAUUUUGAGACAAGAUCAGCUUCAGUCUUAAUUUGCCGGAAGUCGGUCUUGCGUUUUGAAGCAGCAAAUUCUUUUAGCACUGAA
This is a messenger RNA of Nerophis lumbriciformis (worm pipefish), 4280 nucleotides long. NCBI's taxonomy places the organism in Eukaryota, Metazoa, Chordata, Actinopteri, Syngnathiformes, Syngnathidae. The record is from RefSeq and is a predicted model, not a curated record.